CCCCAGGCGCCCCCGUCAUGGCGGCCGCGGCGCUGCUGAGGCGGCUCUGGCCCGGGGCCGCCCCGCGCCGCACGGCCAGCACCAACCCCUUCGCGCGGGAGCAGGAGCGACGGUGGCGGCGGCGGAACAGGACGGCGCUGACCUACGUGGCGGCGGCGGCCGUGGGCAUGGUCGGGGCCUCCUACGCCGCCGUGCCCCUCUAUCGUCUCUAUUGUCAGACCACGGGGCUGGGCGGCACGGCCGUCGCGGGCCACGGUUCGGACCGCGUCGAGACUAUGGUCCCCGUGGGAGACCGGGUCGUCAGGGUGGCCUUCAACGCCGACGUGCACGCGGGCCUCCACUGGAACUUCCGUCCGCAGCAGAGCGAGAUCUACGUGGUCCCGGGGGAGACGGCCCUGGCGUUCUACAAAGCCAAGAAUCCCACCGACAGCCCCGUCAUCGGGAUCUCCACCUACAACAUCGUCCCUUUCGAAGCGGGCCAGUAUUUCAACAAGAUUCAGUGCUUCUGCUUCGAGGAACAGAGGCUCAACCCUCGAGAGGAGGUGGAUAUGCCGGUGUUUUUCUUCAUCGAUCCCGAAUUCGCCGAAGACCCGAGAAUGGCCAGAGUCGAGUCCAUCACGCUUUCGUACACUUUCUUCGAAGCCAAGGAAGGACAGAAAUUGCCAGUUCCGGGUUACAGCUGAGACGGACCGCUGUCCCGCCUCCCCGCCCCGGCCCCCCCGGAUCCGCGGCCGGACCUUGGAGAAUCUCCGUUUCGCUAUGCCGAGAGAAACCUCUGCAGCCCAAAACGUGCAUCUGAACGCGGCGCGAGGUCUGGACCGUCUCACUGUUUUCACCCCAAGUCUUUGCGCCCUAGGCGAGAAGCGGUGCAGCGCAUUUUUUUUAAAACGCCAACCCAUCUGUUCUCUCCGCACUGGAAGCGAGACCCCCCCCCCCCCCCCCCGCCACCUCUUCAGCAGCGAGACGAUCUGGACGGGAACCGGCUCGACCUUGCCGGUGAGAAUCCAAGCGCCGGCCCGAAGAGCCCGACCGGCGGGGAUCCCGUCCUCUCUCCUCCCCCCGAAAAGGGGGUUUCUGCGGACAAGGCGAGGAGCCCGUUGUCACGGCGAGUCCCGGACCUCCCCUGCCGGUACGUUUCCGGACCUCCGGCUCUCAGAAGAUGGAGGGGGCGGGGAGGAAGGAGGUCGCAAGCAUCCAAGGAGAGGCACACGAGGCCGACGGGGCCGCUCCCGGGGGGCCGCGCUGUCAGAAACGAGGUCGAUCUUUACGAAUUAAAGGGACUCGAAUCACCUCUGUGGUGUUUAUUCAUUGA
Molecule: messenger RNA, 1312 nt
Organism: Ornithorhynchus anatinus (platypus)
Lineage: Eukaryota; Metazoa; Chordata; Mammalia; Monotremata; Ornithorhynchidae
Product: cytochrome c oxidase assembly protein COX11, mitochondrial
Exons: 4
Coding region: 18-683 (221 amino acids)
Cellular component (GO): mitochondrial inner membrane
Molecular function (GO): copper ion binding
Source: RefSeq, a predicted model, not a curated record